Molecule: messenger RNA, 1230 nt
Organism: Stegodyphus dumicola
Lineage: Eukaryota; Metazoa; Arthropoda; Arachnida; Araneae; Eresidae
Product: tyrosine aminotransferase-like
Source: RefSeq, a predicted model, not a curated record
CAGUAUCGCAGAGAACGUCUUAAGAGUAGACAGCACUGAACAUCUAAGCUUCAGAAAGGGGUUUUAUCUGAAACAUUUUCCCCAAUGUGACUUUGUUAGAGUGAAUGAGAACUCAGUCAAAGAGAGAGUGAUUGAGAAUUCAGUGGAAGAGAAAUAAGAUACUACUCCAACUAAAAUACGUAUUUUAAUAGUGAAGGUUAUAAAGAAUUAAUUACAGAGAAAAAAGUACCAUCUUCAAGUUUAUAUUUACAGUUUAUUUGGAUUCCACAUUUCUUUGGAAAGAGUAUGAAGACCAAACGCUCCUGGAAUGUCCGACCUUCUAACAUUGCAGCAAGUACAGUUAACCCAAUUCGUUCUAUAGUCGACAAUCUGCACAUCACUCCUAACCCUGAAAAAAACGUCAUUUCUCUUUCAAUAGGCGACCCUACAACUUUUGGCAAUCUUCAACCAUGUGAUGAGAUAACUUCGGCUGUUGUUGAGAGCGUCACUUCAAUGAAAUACAAUGGAUACGCUCCUUCUACAGGAUAUCACGAAGCGAGACAAGCUGUUGCUGAAUAUGCAUCGAGGGAAACUGCAUCGUUAGAACCAGAGGAUGUUAUAUUAACCAGCGGCUGCUCACACGCUUUAGAAAUGAGCAUUAUAGGACUUGCGAAUCCUGGCCAAAAUAUCCUAAUCCCAAGGCCGGGAUUUUCCAUCUACAGAACUGUUGCUGAAUCAAUGGGCAUUGCAACAAGAUCCUAUGACCUUCUGCCCCAUCUUGGAUGGCAAGCUGAUUUGGAAAGUAUGGAAUCUCAGAUAGACAGUCAGACAGCAGCCAUCAUCAUCAACAAUCCAUCAAAUCCGUGUGGAUCUGUAUAUUCCAAACGCCAUUUGCGAGCAAUACUAGAAAUUGCCAACCGAAACUGUGUUCCUAUAAUUGCGGAUGAAAUAUACGAAGAUUUUGUUUUCCGUGGAGAAGCUUUCCAUCCUAUUGCCUCUCUGUCGACUAAAGUUCCCAUCUUGUCUUGCGGUGGAUUGACUAAAAAGUUCCUCGUACCUGGCUGGAGAAUGGGAUGGAUCCUUAUACACGAUCGUCAAGAAAUAUUUGGACCUGCGGUAAGAAGCAUGUCAAUCAGUUUCAUUAAACAUUUAUUAAGAACUGUUUCUUCUUGCAAAGAAAAAAGACGGCUUGUAGGAGUAUUUCCAAGAAUAUUAUUACGAAAUGUACAGACGUGAUAAGAUAGUUUUAGG